Molecule: messenger RNA, 702 nt
Organism: Monosiga brevicollis MX1
Lineage: Eukaryota; Choanoflagellata; Craspedida; Salpingoecidae
Exons: 4
Biological process (GO): mRNA stabilization
Molecular function (GO): RNA cap binding
Source: RefSeq, a predicted model, not a curated record
CCCAAGUUUUUCCCGCCCAAGGAGUCACCGGAUAAGAAGCAACACAAGGGCUACAAGGUUAAAUAUGGUCCCAACCCUGUUGAUGAACAGGGUGUGGGCUGGGUUCUGGGCUCUGAACGCGUCCGCCCACGCCACGAUCUUGGUGCUUCGCCUUCUGCCGUGGCCAAUGCCAGCUCGCCGGCCUCCACCCCUGGUUCGGAUGCUGCUGGCUCCUUUGGUGGGCAUGUCAACAAGCAGUCCAACUUCGGGCGCAGUCUGCUCGGCAAGAAUGGUCUGGUCGAACACAAGUACCACCAUUUCCGCUCCAAAGCUCUCAAGGAUCGUUCCAAAAACGGCCCUGAGUCGCGGGACAUGCAGGUUCUUUAUCGCUUCUGGUCUUUCUUCCUGCGCGAGAACUUCAACCGCAAAAUCUAUCAGGAAUUCCGUCGUUUGGCUAUUGAGGACGCCAACAACGAUCAUCGCUAUGGCAUUGAGUGUCUUUUCCGAUUCUACUCGUAUGGCCUGGAAAUUUGCUAUCGCAAGAAGGUCUUUGAGGACUUUCAAGACCUGGUCAUCUCCGAUUUUGAGCAGGGUCAUUUGUACGGCCUGGAAAAGAUGUGGGCUGUGAUGCGUUAUCGCAAGUCAGGGCCUGCUCUCCCCUUUAAUGACAAGUUGCGCGAGUAUCUUGGUCGCUACAAGACGAUUGAGGAUUUCCGUGCUGAG